Messenger RNA from Anoplophora glabripennis (Asian longhorned beetle), 2189 nucleotides. It is a transcript of the gene Plekhm1, whose product is annotated as sorting nexin-29. The record is from RefSeq and is a predicted model, not a curated record. Lineage: Eukaryota; Metazoa; Arthropoda; Insecta; Coleoptera; Cerambycidae. Bases 83 to 2071 code for a protein of 662 amino acids. The transcript has 6 exons.
UUGUACGUGAAGGAGCAGCACAUGAAGAAACGACAAACAUUUUAAAAAAGUUUGGCCUAAAAAACAAAUAUUAACCAUCAUAAUGAAUAAGUUGUUAAAAAGUGUACGUUCAGUUACUAACAAAAAAGACGAUUUAAUAAAACAGUCUAUAACCUCUCAGUUAUCUAACAAUGUUAAAGAAAUACAAUAUGCAGGUGUUGAAGAAAACAAAACUAAUAAAACAAUUAAUGUUUAUGAAGCAGCCAAUGCAUUGUGUACUACAAUUGAAGCUAUGUUACUUCAUGGACUUAAAGAUUCUUUAACGCAUCGUUUUAAACGAGCCAUUGCAGAUGUUGAAGAAAGACCUGAACCAAGUUUUUGGCCCCCGUUACUAGUCAUUUCCCAUCGACAAAUUGUCGAUCAAAUAACAAAUCUUUCUCAAAUAACAACUGAAGUGGGUCAAUGUAGGGCUUGGAUUAGGUUAGCAUUAAAUGAUUGCCUUCUGUCUUCUUACUUAAUGACAAUGCGUCAAGAUUCGUCUGCUUUAAAAUCCUUUUAUCGAAUUGAUGCCUAUGUACGCGAUGGAGAACUGUUAGAGGUCGCUCAGCGACUUAUCGAAGGAGUAGAAGCAUUCAAAACAUUCACAUUACCAUGCAAUUCAAGUCUUUUAAAUACUUGGCCAUUACCAAGUUUGUUCUUAGCAGGAAUAUGGGCGUCUACAUUGAAGGCUUGUCCGGUGGCACCUUGUGACGAUGUAGCUCAAUCUAUUGAUGAUUCGUCUGUACCUCCAUCUAUUCCCGAGACUAGUUCAGAAACAGCAUCAUUAAGUUCAGCCAUGUCUUUUACUUCUCAAAGUUCAGGUCUGAGGCAAAUUGUUGCAUUAACAGAAGAUGAAGUCUUAAAGAUAAUUUUAGCGAAAGACAAAGAACUGGGACGAAAUAACAAUUCACAGUCAAUGGAUGAGUUGAAAACAUCGAGUAGCUCAGAACAGGAAAAAAGUAGUGAAGUAGAAGGUGUUAGCUAUAAUGUAGGAAAUUCUCUGAAUCGUGCAACAGGUUGGUCGUUUGAUGAAAACCAGGAAGAGCUUAGUGAUAGUAAUGAAGACAUUUCGAAUGAGAAAAAUGGAAAUCAACCAAAGUCUAUGGAUACCAGUUAUAAUGCUUUGAUCGAAAGUUAUAACAUGCUUAGCGUUAUCAAAACUCCCGAUUUUAGAGAAGUGUGGCAAAAAUAUGAAGAAGAACGUAAAGGUGAUACUAGUCCUGAGGAUAAAUCAAUUGAUGAAGUAACGGAAAACAGAGGAAUUAUUUCUAAUGUACUUUUGACAAGAACUGAAUCAACUUCUUUGGCAGCACAAAUUGGUCAAAUUGCUAGGGAAAAGGGGUUGGAUAUACAAAAUUACGAGUGUGUAGAUUGCAAGCAACAUUUAGGUAUUACACAAAAGCCAAACAUUUGUGCUUUCACCGGAGACUACUUUUGCGACUUAUGUAUGAGUACCGAACAUGUGUCAAUCCCUGCAAGAAUUAUUCAUAACUGGGAUUUCAAAACAUAUCCGAUUUCACAAAAAGGACUGAAUUAUUUGGAUGAAAUAAAGGAUCACCCUACAAUAGAUUUUAAAGUACUUAAUCCAUAUGUAUACAGUGUGGUUGAAGAAAUGGCACAAUUACAAAUACUUCGCAAUCAGUUAAAUUUCUUGCGUGCAUACUUAUACACAUGUCGUGAACCGGUUAUUGAGCAAUUACAGAGGAAAAUGUGGCCUAGAGAAUAUAUGUACGAACAUAUCCAUCAAUAUUCAGUAUCGGAUUUGUCAGAAAUAACAAAUGGAUCUUUAGCGAAGCAGUUAGAAGAAGUUGUACAGUUCGGAAAAGAUCACGUAUCUAGUUGUUGGUUGUGCAGUCAAAAAGGCUUUGUAUGUGAAGUUUGCAACAAACCUAAGGCACUGUUUCCAUUUGAUGUGGAUAACGUGUACCGUUGUGACGUUUGCAAUGCUGUAUAUCACAAAAAUUGCCUUAACUCUUCAAAACCAUGCCCUAAAUGUGAAAGAAAGAAGAAGAGGGAGGAGCUACCCCUUCUUGGUGCUAUUGGCAUUGAAUAAUGGUUCCAUCAUGUAAAUAAUUUUUUUAUUACAAUUUCUUUUUAGCUUAUUCCAUAUGUUAAUUUGUUAUUGGUAAUUAUGGCUGUUGUGCUUUCUGAAAUAGAUUUUUUAUUCAUCA